Closterium sp. NIES-67 is the source of this 1748-nucleotide messenger RNA. The record is from the annotation of a GenBank genome assembly. Lineage: Eukaryota; Viridiplantae; Streptophyta; Zygnematophyceae; Desmidiales; Closteriaceae.
CUUCCCGCUAACAUUUCCACUUCACCAUAGCUCGUUCUUUCGCUGGUUGCCGACUCUCGGAUGGCGGAGUCGAGGGGAGAAUCUAGCAACUGUGCGAUCAAGCCGUCAGCGUCGAUGGCGGCAAGCAGAGAGUUACUCACCGUCGGCGGCGAUUCCUUGCCUUUCUUGGAGCGUCUCUUGAAGCAACCAUGCAGAACGAACCAGCGCGCGCAGAAGCCGCCGCAGAAUCCGCCAGGCGCGGGGCAAGCACCGCCAUCGAUGUUCACGACGCCCGUUGCGGAGAGCUCAGCCUCGUCCCUGCCAUUUCUGCUCUAGAGGACAUCACUCGAAGCAACAAGGCGGCACUGAAGCUGAAGCAGGAGGACCAGUCACGGGUCUCACAGGCGAACAGUCACGUGAGGAGUCAGGGUGCUCGGAGAUUAGAAUUGUCGGUCAAUUCGCGGAUCAUGGCGGAAGCGAAGUCUCAGGCCCAGGGGUACCGUACCGAAGCGUCCCACCUGAGGGGCGUGCUGGCAGCGGUGUUGGGCGAGUUUCACGAUGCCGACACCAUGGACGCCGCUGUUGAAAUGGCGCAGCUCUGCCAGCUUCUCGCUGUCUCCGACCCGCAUUCUAUCCCCAGCGCUGUGACCCACCUAUCAACGCGCGCGUGGCACUGCCAGCAGCUGCUGCAGCAGAUGAAACAGACCCAGGCGGGCUUGCAGGCGAGAGCGGAGGAGGUGGCUGCUCUUGCUGAGUGCGUUGAGAGCUGGAAGGCGCAGCUGCCAUCGGACGAUGACAUCAGCAGGGCCACGGAUGACGUGGCAGACAGGACGAGGAGAAUGGCGCAGGAGCAGCAGCAGCUGAGCCUGCAGCGGUCCGCGGCUCAGGGCUCUCUCGAGGCGGCAAGCUACAGUGCUGAUGUGGACAUGGCCGCCCUGCUACAGCUGGCAGAGGAGGUGCAGGGGGAGGAGGAAGCGGUGGGGCGGCUGCAGCAGGAUCUCGCGAUCUACUCUGACUUGCCCACGGACAUCACCCUGGCUCACAAACACCUGGCGAGGGAGAGGGAGAGGCUGCGAGCGCUGUCAAAGAAGCUGCAGGCGUGGAGCAUGGGGGAGAUAGACGAGGAUGGAAGCCACCUGGCAAGGGAGAGGUAGAGGCUGUCAGGCUGUCGAAGAAGCAUGGGGGAGAUAGAGAGCCUGGGGUACGGGCCCAGGUCCCCAGGGGAGUGGGCCACGGGCAAGCUGGAGGACCUGAGCUGCCGAGACCCGGGGUCUAGGAGUGCAAGAGUUGGGCACAUGGUGAGGGGCCUAGCGAAGCUGCAGCGUGGAGCAUGGGGGGGCCGUGGGAGGGGCAGGGGCUCGCACUGAGGAGAAGGGGGGCUCGUAUGGCUGUCCUGUCCUGGGUUCUAGGUCUACCGGAGCCUGUUCAAAGGGUGCCUGGUCGGGUGUUGAGGGGGGGCGGGGAGAGGGGGAGAAGAACUGUGUGCAUGGGCGAGCUUGAGGAAGCCGAGGGCACGUGCUGCUGCUGUUUUCAGGGACCAGAAAACCUAGAAACGCAUGCCAUUAUCGGUAGGUUUCAACUCCAAUGAAUGAAUCGAGGUGCAGGCAAGAGUACAGUGUACACUUCAUCCAUAGCAUGUCAGUCAGGGUGUGUCCAGCGCGUGCGUCUUUUUGUCAAAACCCUACCCAACCAUUUUAGAUUUGUUAUCGAUCUUUCUGACCAGUGAGGCACCUCACCUCACCCUACCGCAAUCAAACGUACCGGUAUGU